Molecule: messenger RNA, 1363 nt
Organism: Ceratitis capitata (Mediterranean fruit fly)
Lineage: Eukaryota; Metazoa; Arthropoda; Insecta; Diptera; Tephritidae
Product: cAMP-dependent protein kinase catalytic subunit alpha
Exons: 6
Coding region: 180-1328 (382 amino acids)
Biological process (GO): peptidyl-serine phosphorylation
Cellular component (GO): cAMP-dependent protein kinase complex; nucleus
Molecular function (GO): cAMP-dependent protein kinase activity; ATP binding
Source: RefSeq, a predicted model, not a curated record
UUUCUUAAUCUUACAACCCCCAAAUUUUUUAGCUGUGACAUUUUCCAACUUAAUUCUCAAUUUUAAAAUUGAAUUUGAUUUACUCUUUUUUAUACAAAAAUCUUUGCCUGAAAAAAGGCUCUCGAAAAUUGUUUUCCCAAUAAAAGCGAAGAUUGGUGAAGUCAAAAAUUAAACCAAGGAUGGCACACCAAAUGGAGCUGCUUCCUGAAACGGGCGCAGAUAACCAAGAGGGAGAGGUGAAAAUAAUUGCUGUUGAAAAGGCGAACAAACCCAUCAACACACGGUUCAGUGGCAAAGUCGAUUACGAUAUGGUGCUUGUCAUGUUCAGGGAGAGCUUUUUAAAAAAAUGGGAAGCAAUGAAGCCUUCGCCGGAUACAGGUCUACAAGGUUUCGAUGAAAUAGCCACCAUUGGUUCGGGUUCUUUCGGCCGGGUGAAAUUAGUGCGCGAGAAGAACUCCGGCAAUUACUAUGCAGCCAAAUUGGUGUUGAAGGAGAUGGUUGUGAAGACGAAGCAAGUGCCGCAUAUAUUCAACGAGAAGCGCGUGCUGAUGAGCAUUGACUUUCCGUAUGUGGUUAUGAUGGAUUUUUGUCGCAAGGAUUACGACAAUUUAAUUUUCGGCCUCCCCUUCAUCAACGGCGGCGAACUCUUCACUUAUCAUCGCAAAGUGCGUAAAUUCUCUGAGAAGCAAGCGCGUUUCUAUGGCGCUCAAGUGUUGUUAGGCUUGGAAUAUUUACAUAACUUACAAUUGCUUUAUCGCGAUUUAAAGCCGGAGAAUAUUUUGAUUGAUAAAAAGGGUUAUUUGAAAAUAACGGAUUUUGGUUUUGCAAAGCGCGUGGAAACACGCACCCUAACCCUGUGCGGUACACCCGAGUAUCUGGCGCCUGAGCUGAUCAAAUCGAAGCCGUACUCAACCAGUGUGGAUUGGUGGGCGUUUGGGGUAUUGAUUUUCGAAUUUGUUGCUGGUAAUUCACCAUUUGCGGAAUACAAUCGCGACGUGAUGAUGAUGUAUGGCAAAAUUUGUGACGGCGCAUAUAAAAUGCCAGCCGCCUUUCCGCCAAUGCUGAAGGAUUUGGUGACGCGUCUGCUGGUGGUGGAUCCCUCAAAGCGACUCGGUUGUUUGUCGAAUGCCACAAAGGAUAUCAAGAACCAUGAUUGGUUUAAAGGCGUUGAUUGGUAUGGCCUGCUUAAUCAACAAAUACAACCACCAUAUGUGCCGGUGAUCUCAAAUAUGGAGGAUCUGUCGAAUUUCGAUAAAUAUCCGGAUGAUAAAAAGACGACGGUAAAGUCCAAAACAAAUAAAUAUCCCGAAAUUUUCGCUGAGUUUUAAUUUUUAUUUCUGUUUUGUUAAUAUAUUUAUUUAAU